AUGUGGCUAAGUGAAGCUCAAAAAUUUGGUGUUGCAUUCACUUUUGGUGGAGUUGGUUUCUUUUUUUUUGGUAUUCUCACCUUCUUUGAUAGAGCGUUACUAGCUCUAGGCAAUAUUCUAUUUCUCAUCGGUGUGGUGUUAAUUAUCGGAUUACAUAAAACUACUAUUUUUUUCACUAGACCAACAAAGAGACGUGGUUCUUUAUGUUUUAUUUCUGGAAUUCUUCUGAUUCUUGCGAAAUGGACUUUUAUUGGAUUUAUUGUGGAAACUGUGGGGAUCUUUGGUUUAUUUGGUGACUUUUUCGGUAUAGUGGUCCAGUUUUUAAGGUCAUUACCUAUCAUUGGUCCUAUCUUAUCUCAUCCUGCAGUGGCACCAAUUGUCGACAGAAUUGCAGGAGUAUCAGUUUUGCCUGUAUAA
Arxiozyma heterogenica is the source of this 417-nucleotide messenger RNA. RefSeq names its product Got1p (gene GOT1). The coding region runs from base 1 to 417 and encodes 138 amino acids. The record is from RefSeq and is a predicted model, not a curated record. The transcript has 2 exons. NCBI's taxonomy places the organism in Eukaryota, Fungi, Ascomycota, Saccharomycetes, Saccharomycetales, Saccharomycetaceae. Gene Ontology annotation, cellular component: endoplasmic reticulum; COPII-coated ER to Golgi transport vesicle; Golgi cis cisterna. Gene Ontology annotation, biological process: endoplasmic reticulum to Golgi vesicle-mediated transport; retrograde transport, endosome to Golgi.